AUGGUGUCUUCCAACGCCGAAGUUCUCUAUUCUAAUCCAAUUGUGCCUGGAUUUGCGCCAGACCCCUCAGUUGUCUUCGUCGAUGGCACAUUCUUUCUUAGCACCUCCUCAUUCCAUGUAUUCCCGGGUCUUCCCAUUUAUGCUUCACGGGAUCUCAAAGAAUGGACGCACAUCGGCAAUGCUCUACACAGGCGCUCGCAGCUGAGCCUGCGCGAUGCAAACACGAUACAUGUGCCAUUGGAUACAGGUUUCACCAUGGUUGCAACUACGGGCAUUGUCGCCCCCAGUAUACAUUACCAUGAAGGAGUCUUCUAUAUUGUGACCACGAACCAAACCUUUAAUGGCGAGGAUUACGAGAGGCACAACUUCAUUAUCAAGUGUCACGACAUCUGGAGCAAUAACUGGGGCGAUCCCGUCUAUUUCGACUACCGUGGUAUUGACACCAGCCUCUUUUUCCAUGACGAUGGCCGUGUUUUUGUGCAGGGAGCUUGGCAUAUUAGAGACGAUGAACAGCCGACGAAUACCAUUAAGCAGGUCCAAAUCGAUAUCAACACUGGAGAGUUGCUUUCUGAAACAGUAGAGAUAUGGCCUGGCUGGGCAAAAUACGACACAGAGGGGCCUCACAUCUACAAAGUUGGGGAAUAUUUCUAUCUAUUGGCCGCAGAAGGUGGAACGUUCGAACAUCACAUGCUAUCAAUUGCAAGGUCUACGGACAUUUGGGGGCCGUACGAAUCAUGGGACAAGAAUCCUAUCAUGACGGCUGACGGCAAGGAAGAGUAUAUCCAGAAUAUCGGCCACGGUGCGCUCUUCCAGGACGGCGAUGGAAGAUGGUGGGCUGCUGUGCUUGGCGUUAGAAAGCAGCCCAAUGGUACUCUGGGCCUCGGGCGCGAGUCUUUUCUAUCACCUGUUGACUGGCCAGAAGGGGGAUGGCCCACUGUUCGUCAGCCUAAGAUAAGCUUCCAGAGGGAGGCUGCGCCAUCUCUCGUUCCCCAAGAACCACUGCAAGCCCCUUCUCGUAUCGAGGAUCUUUACAUUCGAGACCAUGACGAAGAAAGUUAUCAGUAUCUAGACGACGAGGGAACCUUAUCCCUCAGUCCUAACCGAAGUGGCCUCGGUUCGGUUAUUGAGAGUCCCACAUUCCUAGGCCGACGCCAGCGCUUCUUGACCGGUACUGGCUAUACACGCAUCGGAACAGACCAAGGUCUGAAUGGGAAGAGUAUCAGAGCCGGUAUCUCCUUAUAUAAAGACCCCAUACGGUUUGCUAGCCUAGUCUAUGACUUUAAAAACGCUACUGUUGUUUUUGAAGUUCACAACUCUGCUACUGGAGUUUUCGGCACCAUCUCGCGCAAGCUCUCCUUAGGUUUGACAGAAGUUCAACUUCGAAUCACAGCUACACCCUCCCGAUACACUUUCCAAGCUAAGGAAACCCUGCGAGAAGCUGUAUUUGGCUCGGAGAAGGGCUGGAUUGAAAUUGGUUCGGUGGAGACUAAAGUCCUCGAUGCUAGAGAUUUCACUGGUCCAUUAAUAGGUGUUUUUGCUCAGAGUCAAUCAGAGGAGCGUGAGAAGAAAGCUAUCAUCUUCCGAGAGUUUGAGUUGGCAGCUGAAGAAUAA
Messenger RNA from Clonostachys solani, 1611 nucleotides. NCBI's taxonomy places the organism in Eukaryota, Fungi, Ascomycota, Sordariomycetes, Hypocreales, Bionectriaceae. The record is from the annotation of a GenBank genome assembly.